Symbiodinium sp. CCMP2592 is the source of this 1392-nucleotide messenger RNA. NCBI's taxonomy places the organism in Eukaryota, Dinophyceae, Suessiales, Symbiodiniaceae. The record is from the annotation of a GenBank genome assembly.
AUGCGGCCCGGUCUUUUGAUCGCCUUGGGCUUGGCGGCCGACUUUGGCAGUGAGGUCACGGGCUUCUUGCGUGAGUGGGAAAAGGACUUCGACGUGGCCACGGUCCAUCGCCGCAUCGCUGCCUUCAAAGCCAAGAUUACCAGCUUGUUUUUGGAAGCUCGCAUCUUUGACGAGUUACAGGACGUCCCAGAUGAAGAGCAGUCCAGUGUGGUCUUGGCCGCGAAGCAUGCCAUGCAGACACCGGAAAUCCAGGUCAAUGGCAAGGUCUACAACGUUUGGCCUUCCGGGUCCGGUCGCAUGCCAGAGGUCCAGGAAACGGUCUCUAGCUUUCAGGUGACCACACAGGCCUUUCUUGGCCGAGUGGCAGCAGAGCUCCCAGACCAGGAGAUGAAGAUGACACUCAGGGCCUUGGACUUGGUCUUGUGGCGGAAGUCCAGCACCGUGGGGAAGGUCAAUUUGGAGGUCUUGGUCCGUCUCUGGUUGAAGGACUUGGGCAUGGACCACGACCAGCAAACUGUUGGUAUUCAGCAGUACAGAGACGCUGCGCCCGGCCCUAAGAAUGUCACAUUGGGUCUCCAUGACAUCAUGGGUUUCCUUGACUUGUCUUGUCCAAACUCUACGGAGCGAGGGUCUUACCUCUGUUCGAAGCACACGGACAAGGAGAUCGGCAACGACAAUCGCGGCAUUUGGGCUACAGUGAUGGACAAAAACUGGACGGUCUUGAACGUGCUGCUGUCUUUCUACCUGUCCUUGGAAGUCUCAUCCUGCACACUGGAGCGCAACUUUUCGGAGCUUCGCCGCUUUGUCGAAUCCCACUGCGGGGCAAGCCAGUCUGAAUCCCAAGAUAUUGAAGCUGCCUUGGAGCUGCGACUGGAUGGACCACAGGACGAGGCAGAGGUCUGCCGAAGGACUUUCCCAGAGCAAGGUCCAGGUCUUCUUCAGCUUUCCAAGAAGGUUCAGGUGGCCUUAGCUGUGCCUGGAUCUGGGUCUGGGUCCCCACUGCUGGAACUCAAUGCGUUCUCCAAACGCCUGGCAGAACUUUGGAUUCACCACCACGGCCGCAGGUUUCAUGUUUACAAGAGAAGACAGGACUGUGGUCUUCGGCGAGGUCCCCGCGAAGGAACGGAGUCGUCCUUGAUUGCUGCUCAGAAGCGGGCUCGAAGCAAAUUGAGCCAAGGUCUUGGGGUGGACUCCAGACAACUUUUCGGAGCAAAGCGGUCCAAGCUGGCUUGGAAGGCCGCCGGGUGUCUCGAGGACUCUGAGAUCUACAAGCAGAAUGAAUCCAUGAAGGUGUUUCACGAGCGGUCUGCCACGAUCAAGGAGAAGCAUCUGGAUGUCAGGAGGGCCAAGAUCGACGGAUCUGAGCCGUAUCCCGUAGGCGGGCUUUAUUGA